Messenger RNA from Sesamum indicum (sesame), 5700 nucleotides. Its product is annotated as RING-finger, DEAD-like helicase, PHD and SNF2 domain-containing protein. Gene Ontology annotation, molecular function: ATP binding. NCBI's taxonomy places the organism in Eukaryota, Viridiplantae, Streptophyta, Magnoliopsida, Lamiales, Pedaliaceae. The record is from RefSeq and is a predicted model, not a curated record.
UCGACGAAAACGAAAAUGGCUCCUGCCGUAAGCACAACCAAUGGGAAAACAAAGCAAAGAAUGCAAGAAGAAAUUGGCAUCAGAUAUUGUAGACCGACGUAGACACGGUUGCGCCGCCGUAGUUGAUAGUACAAACCAACAGACCCGUCUUAGGUUUCGAUUCGUGUGAAAUUCUAACUCCUUCAGUUGAGUUCUCGGGGGAUUUUGAAGGUAUUUUUCAAAUAAGAACUGGAGAAUUCCCAGGUUUUUACUUCUAUUCAACCCCUGUUCUUGAACACCACAAAUUGCAAAUCGUUCUACAUAUAUGUGUAAACAUGUAUGAUUGCUGUCAUUGCUAUGAGAGCUAAGAUGCUUGCAAUUCUUGGAAUUCAUUACUCAAAACUGCAUAUUGCUGUUGCACACUGUCAGACUAUUGAGUCAUGGGUAGAAGGAAGCAAGUUCGGCCACAUAGGUCCGGGGGAAUACUAGAAAGGCAGUCUUCUGAAGCAGAAUUUAAGAAAGAUGAUGACUCGCAGCCAAGAAAGGCUGACUUGAUCGAUGUUGAAGAACCCUUUUAUGUUGAGGUUGAAAGGUCUAGCUGGGAUUCCGAGGAGCAUUAUGAUGUCUCAGAAAUUGUUUUGGUGAAUUUGAUGGUGAAUGAGGAGUUUUAUGGUUAUAAGCUGACUGAGGAGUUAUAUAGGGACUCAAGGUGCUUCUUGCGGUUUAGGUUGAGUAAUGUGAAUGAGCAUCUUGGUCGUAUGAAAUUAGGGCAUUGGCCAGUUUUGUCUGAAAGUAACACGUGUUUGCAGUUUGUGAUGAAAUGCACAGCGGAGAGUGGGGAGAGGGAUGUUGUGAUGGUGUCUGGAGUUAUUGAUGGGACGGACGAAGGUGUCACAGGUCUUGUUUAUUUGUGUAGUUUGAAGUACUUGACAGUUCGGCCAAUUUUACGAAUUGAGCUCUUGGAGGCCAUGCAAUCCAUACGUAUCCGGGUCGAGAUUCUGAAGAGUUUGUUUGAUGAGUGUGAGUCCCUUCUCGAUAAUGCAAGGCAGCUCUGGAAACGAAGUAUGAUGAGUGUUAUGGCAUGGCUGCGGCCUGAAGUUAUGACUUCAGAAGCUAGAUAUGGAUAUAGUGUUGUGGAAAACAUGGAUCUUGAUGCACCUGCUAUGGCCAAUGUUGAUUCCUCUGCUUCAAGAAUACAAAUGAGUUUUGGAGUUCAUCUCUACUCAGGGUCACCAAUGAUUUUUUACAACAGGGAGGCGCCAAUGCUGGAGGAUCACCUCCCCGACUUGCUUCCUGAACUACGUCCUUACCAGCGUCGUGCAGCUUACUGGAUGGUACAACGAGAGAAGGGUGAUUUUGCACAUUUAGGUGGAGAUGAAAGAAGUCAGAUCGUUUCUCCUCUAUGUAUGCCUCUAAAUUUGAUCGACACCUCUAGAAGAAUUUAUUACAACCCUUUUAGUGGAAAUGUUUCAUUGCACGCGAGCUGCUCCUCAUCGUAUGUUUCUGGUGGAAUUCUUGCUGAUGAGAUGGGCCUUGGGAAAACGAUUGAGCUGCUCUCUUGUAUUUUUGCUCAUCGGAUGCCAUCAUCUGAAGUUGCUGCUGGUUCUUGUAAGACAACGCAAGUCGAAAGGUUUCAAAAGAAUAACUUGAAAAGACUGAAAAGGGAGCGGGUUGAGUGCUUAUGUGGUGCUGUCACUGAAAGCUACAGGUAUAAAGGUUUGUGGGUUCAGUGUGACAUUUGUGAUGCUUGGCAACAUGCAGAUUGUGUUGGAUAUUCAGCAAGAAGAACACCUUCAAAACCUGGGCAAGUUGCUGGAGGAGAAAACUGUCAAGAGAACUCAGUUGGCCGCCCAAGGAAGUAUACAAAGAGAAAUAAUGAUACUAAAAUAGUUGAGAUGGACGGAGAGUAUAUAUGUCAGACGUGCUCCGCGCUGAUCCAGGUCACAGAAUCUCCAAUUGCUUCUGGUGCAACUCUUAUUGUUUGUCCAACUCCUAUAUUGCUCCAGUGGCAUGCUGAAAUUCUCCGUCAUACAAAUCCUGGGUCAUUGAGAAUAUGUGUUUAUGGGGGAGUUAGACAUACUUCCUUCUCCGAUGAACCAGUUACUGACAUCGAUGAACUUCUAAGUGCUGACAUUGUCUUGACAACUUACGAUGUGCUUAAAGAGGAUUUACCACAUGAUUCUGAGAGACAUGAAGGGGAUCGCCGCAUUAUGAGAUACAAGAAGAGAUACCCAGUUGUUCCAACUCUUCUAACCAGAGUGUUUUGGUGGAGAAUAUGUUUGGAUGAAGCUCAAAUGGUGGAGGGUAAUGCUGCUGCAGCAACUGAAUUGGCACUGCGUCUACAUGCUAAACAUCGCUGGUGUAUAACAGGGACUCCCAUACAACGGAAACUCGAUGACCUAUAUGGACUUUUGAGAUUUCUUCAGUCAAGUCCAUUUGAUGUUCUACGAUGGUGGACUGAUGUUAUUUCUAAUCCAUAUGAGAAGGGAGAUGUAGCAGCAAUGACUUUCACGCAUAACUUCUUUAAACAACUUAUGUGGCGCUCCUCAAAAGCACAUGUUUGGGAUGAGUUACAACUUCCUCCUCAGGAGGAAUGUGUAUUUUGGCUUUCUCUGUCACCAAUUGAAGAGCACUUCUAUCAGAGGCAACAUGAAACUUGUGUGGAUGAUGCCAGGGAAGUGAUUGAAGGCUUUAAGGAUGAUGUUAGUAAGAAACAAGCAGCAGAUUCCAUGUCAUCUGACACUUCAUCUGGACCUUAUAUCACCAAUAUGGAGGCUGCAAAGCUGUUCAACUCUCUCCUAAAGCUUCGUCAAGCCUGCUGCCAUCCUCAAGUUGGAAGUUCUGGUUUACGUUCCUUGCAGAAGUCUCCCUUGACCAUGGAAGAGAUAUUAUCGGUUCUUAUUGGCAAGACAAAGGUAGAAGGCGAGGACGCCCUUAGGAAAUUAGUUGUUGCAUUGAAUGGACUUGCUGGUAUAGCUAUCAUCAAGCAAGAUUUUCCUGGAGCUGUAUCAUUGUAUAAAGAGGCAUUGGACUUGGUUGAAGAGCACUCUUGUGAUUUCCGCUUGGAUCCCUUGUUGAACAUUCACAUUCAUUAUAAUCUUGCUGAAGUAUUGCCACUCACUGACAAAAGCUUACAACAGAUGUCCGUUUCAGGGAGCUCUGAAAACUUGCCCUCUGGAAUUUGUAAUAUGGACGAAAAAGAUGAUCAUGCUAGGAGAAGAAAAGAAAGGAUUAGAUAUGAUCCCAGUCCUAAAAUAAUUUCUGAUAAUUCAAUUUGCCUUCCGUCAUGCUUGUUGAGAAUCGGUGACUCAAGCUCUGAUAUUCAGCCACAUGCAUCAACAGUCCAACGUUUGAGGGCUGCAUGCGAAGAUCUAAAACAGAAGUUCUUGUCAGUAUUUACUUCAAAGUUAUCCCUUGCUCAACAAGAGUUCACAAAAUCAUAUGAACAGGUAUGUGAUGCUUUUAUCAAAAGGAAAAAUCUGCAUACAACUUGGUGGUUAGAUGCCCUUCAUUACAUUGAACAAAAUAAGGAUUCAUCUAGUGUGCUGAUCCAAAAGUUAGGAGAAGCUCUUUCUGGUAAUUGGAACAAGAAAUCCAGAAUUCCUGCCAGCUUCCGCAGCAUAACAGCUCUAAAAUACUACAUUCAAACUGGUUUGGAUGCUCUGGAAGAGUCAAGAAGAACUUUACUUGAUAGACUCUUGGAAAUUGACCAGACAAUGGAAAAUCCUAGGGAGGUGGAUAUUGCACGUGUGAGAUACUGUAAAAAGUGCAAUUCUAACCAUGAUGGUCCUGCAUGUACCCAUUGUGAGUUGGAUGAAGUAUUUCAGGCUUAUGAAGCUAGGCUCUUUCGCCUUAACAAAAGCACUAAUGGAGAGGCGAUUACAUCUGCUGAAGAGGCAGUGAACCUCCAAAAGAAGAAGUCUGCUCUGAAUCAUUUUUAUUGGAAUUUGUCACGGGAAGACAAAACUUCAACGUUGUCUGCUUCUGACGACAAAGAUAAUGGAAAGAAGAGGGAUGUAGGGGAGAAAGUGACGGUCUCAAAGUCACCCUCUGAUUUGGAAAUUGUGCUGACAAUAAUCAGAAACAACUCCAGGGGAUACUUAGAAAGAGAGAUAAUUUCAGCAGCCAGAAAGCAGCUUGAACUUCUUGAAGCAAUGCGCAAGGAGUAUGCCCAAGCAAGGUCUUUGGCAAUCGCUCAGGCGCAUGUUUUGCGUGCUCAUGAUGAAAUAAAGAUGGCAACCUCGAGAUUACGCCUUAGAGAAAACGAGGAUGAUAAAUCUAUUGAUGCUUUGAGUCCAGAAGAGUUAGAUAUAGCUAGUGUUGAAAAUUCUAGUGAAAAGUUUCUGGCGCUGGAUUCCUUGUCACGUAUAAAAGGACAACUUCGCUAUUUGAAGGGUUUGGUACAAUCUAAUCAAAACAUGAAAUCGGAAAGCUUCGAUGCUUCAACAGUAACUGAAGUGGCAGCGGUCUCAGCAAAUGGAUGCAUAGCUAAAGCAGAUGCAGAAUCAUGCCCGGUUUGUCACGAGCAGCUUGGUAAUCAGAAAAUGGUUUUUCAAUGUGGACAUGUCACAUGCUGUAAAUGUUUGUUUGCAAUGACUGAGAGAGCACGGAUUCCACCUGGAAAAUUCCAUAAUAAUGAUAGGAUAAUAUGCCCAACAUGCCGGAGACCAACUGAUUUUGGAAAUAUAGCACUUGCGGAUGAUAGACAAAAUGAAUCAUGCGGCACUUAUGACAGAUCUGAAUCUUCAAUAAUUGUCCAAGGUUCAUAUAGUACAAAGAUUGAAGCAGUGACAAGGAGAAUAUUAUGGAUUAAAUCUACGGAUCCCAAGGCAAAGAUUCUUGUUUUUUCCAGUUGGAAUGAUGUCCUUGAUGUGUUACAACAUGCCUUCAUUGCUAAUAACAUAAGCUACAUCAGGAUGAAAGGAGGAAGGAAAUCACAAAUUGCCAUCAGCCACUUCAGGGGACAACAGAAGAGCAAUGCUAAAGAGAGCAGUAAGACCACAGAAGAUAAAGCAGACACGAAUUCUCCCCAGGUACUAUUGCUCUUAAUUCAACAUGGAGCCAAUGGGCUAAAUCUUUUGGAGGCUCAGCAUGUCAUUCUAGUGGAGCCACUUCUGAAUCCAGCAGCUGAAGCACAAGCGGUUGGCAGGGUGCACCGAAUUGGACAGCAGCAUAAAACACUCGUUCAUCGUUUUAUAGUGAAAGAUACAGUCGAGGAAAGCAUAUACAAAAUGAACAAGAGUAGGAAUACGAGUUCAUUUAUAAGUGGGAACAGAAAGAACCAAGAUCAGCCUUGCUUGACACUCAGGGACGUCGAGUCCUUAUUCAGAGUAGCACCUGGCACCAUUGCAGAGGAUCGAACGCCUACUGGAAGCUUGAGAGAUCUGCCACCUUCCAUAGCUGCUGCGAUUGCUGCUGAAAGAAGAUUAAUGGAAGGGGAAAAAUAACAGUAGUACAAGCGGGACGGAGAGCAUCCCACAAUCCAGACCAGGAAAAUACUUGCCUACAGUGAUCUACACCGGAUGUUUAACACCAAACAGUGACGACUGCGCUAGGUCAGCACACCGUGGAUCCGACCACCAAUGUGGCAUCUUUUUCACCGUUUGGUUGGCAGAACAAAUAAGCAAGUUUAGUUUGUAUAUAUAUAUUAGGACAUACGUUUCACAUUCUUUUUGUAGAUUUAAAUGAGUUAUAUAUUUAAACCAAAAUAAUUUUAUUGUA